GAUCGGUCCACCAGUCGUGUUCGGGAUCUCGAGUAGAGCGGUCGCAGUUUUUUGGAACAUUCCGGAUUCGGUGAUAGUGGAGAUGUUUGCUGAAGAAGACUUCUGCAGCAGCUAAGGAUGUGAAUGGAUCCAAUUGAUAGUGAUAGUGAAAAGAAGAGUUUUAGGUUGAUAACGUGAUCUGGCUAAGUUUAACAAAGUGGGCAACGAACGGUAGUGAUAACGACUUAACGUUACUUAAUCGGUCAGAAAAAAAGGCUGCUAAAUAUAGUGAUUGAUUAUCAGAUGUUGGAAAACAGAAAGUUAUUUGUUUAAAGAUGAAAUAUGUACUGUUGGCUCUGGUAGCCGUUACGGUGUGCUCUCGAAUAGCUGAAGGAGUUAGUCCAAGAGACUUGUACAGCUACAUCAACGAACCUAGCGAUGUUCUACCACGAGGAGAUGAAGAGUAUGCGGAAAUGCAGCUAGACGUUCCGGCCCAUUUCUACAGCGAAAAAUAUGAAUUUGUCUAUAUUAACACCAACGGCAUUCUAACGUUUGGAUCUGAGUUUCAAAAUUAUCUCAAUUUGCCUUUCCCCAUCGAGUAUCCGGCGGUGGCUCCGUUCUAUGCGAACGUGGAUACUACUCUACCAAACGAUACCGCCGCCAUCGUGUACUUCAAAUCAACUGAUGAAGAUUUACUGCACCGUGUAAGUGACCUGGUGCGCGUCAACUUUGACGAAUCGACAGACUUCGAAGCUCGGCAGGUGUUUGUAGCAACUUGGGAACACGUGGGCCACUAUGACAUGAAGAACGACGUUACGAAUUCUUUUCAAGUUGCGCUGAUUCUGGGCGACGAGGAGACGUUCGUACAGUUUCUGUAUCCCGAGAAUGGCAUCAACUGGAUACAGGGUGAUACGAAGGAAUCGGGCCUGCCGGACGUCCGGGCCCAGGCUGGGUUUAUAUCCGAGGAUGGACGAUUCUUCCCUCUGCAGGGCUCCGGAACUGAUAAUAUGAAGCAUCUAACAGUAUCCUCUAAUGUGGGUGAACCUGGAGAGUGGCUGUUCAAGGUUGGUCCUUUCGAUCAAGACGGCAACGUACAGGAACCCAAUGUGCACGAUGAGGGUUCCCAUGAGCCACGAAGCUGCGCCGAUGGAGGCCACUUUAAGUGUCAUUCGGCUGCAACGUGUACGGAUACUCGGACAGGUUACUGUUGUUCGUGUAAGGCUGGAUACUACGGAAACGGAUACAGUUGUGUUAAGAACGACGUGCCUAUGCGAGUGAUCGGGUCAAUCAAGGGAACGCUGAAUCACUGGACAGUCGAUAGUCAAAUGCAGUCUUACGUUGUGAUGGCUGAUGGCAGGACCUACACCGCGUUGAGUCCUUUGGAGGGUGAUCUUGGUACGACCCUGCAGUUGGCUCAAACUAUAGGAGCAAGUGUUGGAUGGCUGUUUGCUAAACCUAUCGGCAAUGUUCUCAACGGGUAUCAGAUAACUGGAGGAAAAUUCAACCAAACAACUACGAUCAAUUUCCAAGGAUCCCAUGACAAUCUCCGGAUUGAUCUACAUUUUAAUGGACUGAAUUUGUGGGAUCAGCUGGCGUUAGAUAUCACCAUUGAAGGUCAAGUGACGCAAGUUCCACUUGGAGACAAAGUGCACAUUGACGACUACUCUGAAAUAUACCAAAGGGUUGGAAAAGAUCGACUUGAGGCAUACACCACCCACAAAAUGCUCAUUCCAUCUGAAGAACGUGAAGUGGACUACACCAUGCAUCAGGUCAUUUCGUUUGAACCGUGUCCGUUUUUGGAAAUGGAAGAAAAUGCAGCGAACCGGAUGACUACACUAAAAACCAGCAAAAUCAACCUGGGCUACGAACCGCGAGAAAAGGCAAUUCGCAUGGGUAUGUUGAGCAAGAUAAGCUCCGGUGAAAAGGUGAAUCCAUGCGACGAUGCAAACUGUGGAGACAAUACUGUCUGCGUUCCAAAUGCUGAUGAUACCUACGAUUGCAACUGUAAAAAUGGAUUUACGUAUGUACCGUACACCAACAACGAUCGCAUAAAUUGUGUCGAUAUUGACGAGUGCUCGGGUAUUAAUAUCUGCGAUGAACAUUCCGAUUGCAUCAACGAACCUGGUGGCUACAAAUGUGUCUGCAUCGAUGGAUAUGAAGGUAACGGUUUUCAAUGCGAUUUGAUUGAUGCCGGUGCCAGUUCGGUGGUGGUUCCCACGCCAGCCAACACUUUCUACGAAGUUCAUUCCUAUGCUCCGGAUGUCAGAGAAGAUCACUGCGAGCAUUGUUCGGAGUUCGCUGAUUGUGUGAACGGACGCUGUGAAUGCAAGGCAGGAUACGCUGGAGAUGGAUAUGUAUGUGAAAACCCGUGCGACGUAGAUCAAGUAUGGAAUGGUGAAGCUUGUGUUAAGCAGGGAUCGAACGAAGAAUAUGAAAUAGCGCCAUUCUGCACUGUUCAAGGAUGCACUUGUCCAACUGGCUACACUCUAAUUGAGUAUUCGUUCGAUCAGAUCUGUCGUUUGGUGGAAGUUCAACCCGAUGAACAUCUGCCAUCUUGCGACGUAGAAAAUCACUGUAGCCCUCUAGCAAACUGUGAAUGGAACGAACAUCAGUACCGUUACGAAUGCGUCUGUAAUCCCGGCUACGAUGGCGAUGGUUUCACCUGCGUAGAGAAGGAAGUAUCUUGCCUUGAUGAAGAAGACAUCUGCGAUCAGCAUGCGUCGUGUAACUACAACGUUCAGUCGAAGAAAUCAGUCUGUGUUUGCAACAAUGGAUAUAUUGGCGAUGGCCGCACUUGCCACCUAGCUCCGGAAUGUGGCAUAGAUGAUGACUGUGGAAUGCACUCGGUUUGUCUAGAAGGACUCUGUGUCUGCCAGGACGGAUACGAACGAGACGUUUCGGACUUUUGCGUACGGGCUGGAUCAUGUGGAGGAGCUUACUGUGCCGAUAAUGCUAUUUGCAAGUACGAUCCUCACCAGAAUAUCCCGUAUUGCUACUGUCCUGAAGGUUUCAUUGGAGAUGGUGUUCACCAGUGCAAGUCCAUCCCACCGCCAUGCAACGUGCGUAACAACUGUGGCCUGCAUGCCACGUGCGGACCUAAUUUCAGGGAACCAACUAAGUACGAAUGCACUUGUAAUCCUGGUUUCUUCGGAGAUGGAUUCGUUUGCACUCCAGAACGGAAUUGCAUCAAUAUUCCAAGUCUUUGUGAUCCAAAUGCACAAUGCGUCAGCACGACCUCAGGAUAUCAAUGUGCUUGCAAUCAAGGUUUUAUCGGUAACGGUAGCGUUUGCAACACUGCUCCCCGUCUUGAUUCUGGAUUCCUAUUGAUAAGUCAAGGUGUUGCAACCGUGAAACUUCCCAUCAAAGGCGGUCGUGGAGUUCCAGUAACCAUGGCACAGAUGGCUAUCGGAGUGGACAAGGACUGUGCUGAAGGUCGAAUCUACUUCAGCGAUAUUUCGGCGAAGCAGAUAUUCAGCUGCAAAUACGACGGCACCGAUCGCAAGCCAUUCAUCACCAAAGAUAUCCUUUCACCGGAGGGUGUAGCUGUAGAUUGGAUAUCUCGGCGACUCUACUGGACAGACUCCUCAAAGGAUACCAUCGAGGUUGCCAGUUUGGAAGAUCCGAACCUAAGAGCAGUUAUCGUGUCGAAAUAUCUAGUUAAUCCAAGAGGCAUUGCAGUAGACCCUCAUCAGAGUAAACUGUACUGGUCCGACUGGAACCGUGAGGGACCGAAGAUCGAGUGGGCUAAUCUGGAUGGUACGGAACGCCAAGUACUGGUCAGUGGACCGCAGGUUGAACUUCCGAAUAGCAUACAGGUUUCUCCGGGUACGGGCGAGCUCUGCUAUGCUGAUGCUGGUACUAAGAAAAUAGAAUGUGUGGACACUUAUACUAAGCACGUUAGAACUGUAGCGAGCAACCUAACAUAUCCAUUUGGAUUGGCAGUGACCGAUGAUCAUUUCUAUUGGACCGACUGGACCACGAAAAAAGUGGAAUCCAUAAACGCCUACGGAGAGCGUGAAAAGGGCAUUCCAUCUCCAGUUUUCGGUAACCACAAGAUGUAUGGCAUGACGGCAGUUACCGACAAGUGCCCGCUUUUCUACAGCCCAUGUGUGGUUAACAAUGGCGACUGCACAGAAAAAAGAAUCUGCCUGUCGAACCCCCGUGCUCCAUCUGGAAGGGGAUGUAAGUGUGCGGACGACAAUAACUGUAAUGAUGUAGUUUUGGACUAUUAGGGAGAGACCAUUUAUUACAAAGUUUAGUGCCAUAAGUGACGUGAGUUAUUGGUAAAAUAAUCUACACAAAACAUGUCUUUUUCAACGCCAUAAUGAUAAAUAAGAUAUUUUUUAAAACCA
This is a messenger RNA of Aedes aegypti (yellow fever mosquito), 4331 nucleotides long. RefSeq names its product nidogen-2. The record is from RefSeq and is a predicted model, not a curated record. The transcript is spliced from 10 exons. NCBI's taxonomy places the organism in Eukaryota, Metazoa, Arthropoda, Insecta, Diptera, Culicidae. Gene Ontology annotation, biological process: cell-matrix adhesion. Gene Ontology annotation, molecular function: calcium ion binding. Bases 315 to 4211 code for a protein of 1298 amino acids.